AUUUCCGGGUCCAGUGGGUACACGUGAAAAUACAUUGACGCUCUCAUGCUCUGCGCUGGGGGUAGUACUCUGCUAAUCGGUGUAUGAAGUGCAUCAUAUAAUAUCCUGAAUAACAAGGAGCAUCAUAAACGGCUGCUUUCGGAAAGAUACCGACCCUCGAAAGGGGUUAGAGGUCAGAGAAGAUGGAUGUGAAGGAGCAUAAGAAGCACCAGAAGAAGCAGAGUGGGCCGCAGGCAGAAAAGAAGAAGAACCGUAAGCAGGCAGCAGAGUCGGAGAAGGAUGACAGGAAGCGGAACCCCAAGGCGUUUGCGGUUCAGUCCGCUGUGCGGAUGGCCCGCACGUUCCACAGAGCUCAGGACCUGAAGGCAAAGAAACACCACAUCCCUGUGGUGGACCGUUCCCCCCUUGAGCCUCCACCAGUGGUGGUGGUUGUGGUAGGACCCCCACGGGUGGGGAAAAGCACACUCAUUCGCUGCCUGAUCAAAAACUUCACCCGGCAAAAACUCAGUGACAUCUGCGGCCCUAUCACCAUUGUCUCAGGAAAGAAGCGGCGGCUGACCUUCGUUGAGUGUGGGAAUGACAUCAACAGCAUGAUUGAUUUGGCGAAGGUGGCUGAUCUGGUGCUAAUGCUCAUCGAUGCCAGUUUCGGAUUCGAGAUGGAGACCUUUGAGUUCCUUAACAUCUGCCAGGUCCAUGGCUUCCCCCGCAUCAUGGGCGUUCUCACCCAUCUGGACUCCUUUAAAAACAACAAGGCCCUGCGCAAGACCAAAAAGCGCCUUAAACACCGCUUCUGGACUGAAGUCUACCAGGGGGCCAAGUUGUUUUACCUGUCAGGCAUGGUGCACGGGGAAUACCAGACUCAGGAGGUGCGGAAUCUGGGACGCUUCAUAUCCGUCAUGAAGUUCCGCCCACUGGUGUGGCAGACCUCGCACCCCUACGUACUGGCAGACCGUAUGGAGGACCUGACUGACCCUGAGACUUUGAGGGUGGACCCAAAAUGUGACCGCACUGUAUGUCUCUAUGGAUACUUGCGUGGCACAUACCUGAAAAACAAGUCCCAGGUCCAUAUUCCAGGCGUGGGUGACUACGGUGUGGCGGACAUCAGCUUCCUGCCAGACCCGUGUGCGCUGCCGGAGACGCUGAAAAAGCGCGCUCUAAAUGAGAAGGAGCGUCUGCUCUAUGCCCCCAUGGCUGGUGUUGGGGGUGUAGUGUAUGACAAGGAUGCUGUGUACAUCGAUCUGGGGGGCAGCCAUGCCCAGCAGCAACAGGAGGAGGUUCGGCCCACUACCGAACUCGUCCAGUCACUUAUUGGGACCCAUGCCACUCUGGAUGCAAAGAUGGCCGCCAGCAAAGUGUCGCUGUUCACGGGUGCGGCCGCUCUGACUCCAGAGGAGGUGGAGGGGGCAGGAAAGCUCCCCAGCCCCCAGGAGACCCAGGUCUGGGACCCUGUUACCGAGAGAGUGAGGCGGAAGGCUGUAUUCACUGAGGAAGAGGAGGAAGAGACUGAUGGGAGCGAGGGAGAGAGUGAGGGCGAGGAAGAGGAAGAGGGGGAUAGUGAGGGAGAGAAGGAGGAAGAGGGCAAUAUUGAGGAAUGGGAAGAAGGAGAGGAGAAGGAAGACUGUAAGAUUGAGAGCGGGGAAGAGGGAGAGAAAGAGGGCGAGAGCAAUGGGGAGGAUGAUGGAGAAAGUGAAGGAAAGGGAGAAAAGAGGCAGGUGGAUGAUGGGCAGAAAGAGGAAUCUCCACCUGUGAAGAGGCAGAGAGGCGAAAAGGCAGGGCAGGGCCUGGAGAAGAUGGCGGAGGCCGAGACAAAGAUGGAGGUGCCGGCCUUCGCUGACAGCGAAGACGACCUGGAGAUGAGCGAGGAAGAGGGGGAGGAAGAAGAGGAGAGUGAAGGAGAAACAGACAGUGAGGAGGAAGAAGACGAUGAAGAGAAGGAGGAAGACCAAGUGGUCGGUCGUGGAGCGGCUGAUUCUGGACAUUGUUCUGAGGAAGACGAGGAUGAGGAAGAGUCCGAGAGCUCAGAUAUGGAGGAAGAGGUCUCUCUUCUUAAAGCUUCCCAGAGUGGGGUCAAGAGGACAAAGGUCUCUCCCCAGCUAGAGGGGGAAGAAGAAGAAGAAAAAGAAGAAGAAGAGGAGGAGGAUGAGGAGACUGAGGUGUCUGCAGGAGCUCUGCAGUGGAAACAGGGGCUGGCUCAGAAGGCAGCGGAAGCUUUCCUACGGCAACAGAGUGCCACCCCUAACCUGCGCAAACUGGUGUAUGGCACAGUGGUACAGGAUGAAGAGGACAAUGAUGAUGAGGAGGAGUUGGGAGGGCUGUUCAGAGUCAGCCGCCCAGAGAAGAGCAAAAGAGAGCGCGCUGACGCCAUGGACUGCUCACGCUUCGCCCCUGACACCAGUCAUGACUGGGAUCAGGAAGAGAUGCUGGCCUCCAUCAGGGACUGCUUUGUGACGGGAGCAUGGGAGGGAGAUAAAGAUGCCGCCACGCUCCUGAAGGAGGAUGAGGAGCUGUACGGAGACUUUGAGGAUUUGGAGACUGGAGAGGUGCACAAGGGGAAUUCUGGGAAGGUAGAGGACCCUGAUGAGGAGGAGAGUGGUGAGGAAGAAGAGGAGCCGUCGAUGAAGACCGAUGAAGAAGAAGACCAGAAGAAGAAGCGGCUCGAGAAGAAGAGGAGAUUGAAGGAGCGUUUUGAUUCACAGUAUGACGAUGGAGAUGCCACCUACUUUGAUGACCUGAAGGAGGAGAUGCAGAAGCAGGCAGAGCUUAACCGGGCGGAGUUUGAGGACGUGGACGACGAAAUGCGAGUCCAGUACGAGGGGUUCCGGCCCGGGAUGUACGUGCGUCUGGAGAUCCCCGCUCUGCCUUGCGAGUUUGUUUCCAACUUUGACCCCCACUAUCCCAUCAUCCUCGGCGCCCUGGGGUCCAGCGAGGGCAAUGUGGGAUACUUGCAGAUGAGGCUGAAGAAGCACCGUUGGCACCAGCGGAUCCUGAAGACGCGCGACCCGCUCAUCCUCUCCCUCGGGUGGCGCCGUUUCCAGACCAUCCCACUGUACUACAUCGAGGACCACAACGGGCGGCACCGCCUUCUCAAAUACACGCCUCAGCACAUGCACUGCGGGGCCACCAUCUGGGGGCCAAUUACCCCCCAGGGGACGGGAUUUCUGGCUGUCCAGUCUGUGGGAGGUACUCAGUCAAGUUUCCGCAUCGCUGCCACUGGCGUGGUGCUGGACCUGGACAAAUCCGUGACCAUUGUGAAGAAGCUGAAGCUCAUCGGAUAUCCGUAUAAAAUCUACAAGAACACUUCAUUCAUCAAGGGAAUGUUUAAUUCGGUUCUGGAGGUGGCAAAGUUUGAAGGGGCGAGCGUCCGGACAGUCAGCGGGGUCAGAGGUCAGAUCAAGAAAGCACUGCGGACCCCACCGGGAGCUUACCGGGCCACCUUUGAGGACAGACUGCUGAUGAGUGAUAUUGUGUUCCUGCGCUCCUGGUACCCGGUGUCAGUGCCUCAGCUCUAUAACCCUGUCACGUCCUUGCUGCGGCCCGUGGGCCAGAAGGACAGCUGGGUGGGCAUGCGGACCCUCGGCCAAAUCAAACAGGAACAGGGCGUGCGGAACAAGCCCGACAAAGACUCCCUGUACAAGCCGGUGGUGAGGACAAAGCGACACUUCAACCCACUGCACAUACCCAAGCAGCUGCAGAAAGCCCUACCCUUCAAGAGCAAGCCCAAACAAGACCAACCCAAAGGCCGCACGCCCCGAGAUCUGCGGAGACCCGCUGUGAUCAGGGAGCCCCACGAGAGGAAGGUGGCGUCACUGCUGGCAGCCCUGAGCACCGUGCACUAUGACCAGAAGAACAAAGCAAAGACCCAGAAGCACGCCCAGCACAAGGACUUCCUCCGGCAGAAGGAGCGGGAGGGAGCCGAGCGGGAGAAACGGCACAAGGAGGAGCGCAAGAAGAUGUACCGCGUGCUCGGGCAGCAGGAGAAGAAACGGCAGAGGUCUAGCCUGAAGGGUGCCCCCAAGGACGACUGAGUCUCCACUGGACGGCCGUUACCUCUCCACUGUUCGUCUCUGAAUGCGACCGCACGCUGAACUUAUACAGGAACGGAGGUGUGACUGGUGUCACGGCUUUUUGUUUCUGUGCUCCUCCAGUCUGCGUCCGGACGUCACAAACUGUCAUGGCAGCUUGUUUGGGCUCCUGUUUUUAAAAAAAUGCAGCGGCUACCAGUACUGCCAUUAUGAAUGCGUGUGUGUGUGAGUGUAUGUGUGUGCGCGUUCACGUGUGUUGUGACUGGCUGAAACUUUGUAUUCUGUUCCUAAAAGAAUAGUUCUGGUCUGCUCCUUUGUGUUAGGAGAAACAUUAGUUACUGUUUUUCCUUUAAGUAAGCAAAUAAAUGAUUCUGCUUUUUAA
Molecule: messenger RNA, 4404 nt
Organism: Conger conger (European conger)
Lineage: Eukaryota; Metazoa; Chordata; Actinopteri; Anguilliformes; Congridae
Gene: bms1
Product: BMS1 ribosome biogenesis factor
Exons: 23
Coding region: 183-4025 (1280 amino acids)
Biological process (GO): ribosome biogenesis; endonucleolytic cleavage of tricistronic rRNA transcript (SSU-rRNA, 5.8S rRNA, LSU-rRNA); maturation of SSU-rRNA from tricistronic rRNA transcript (SSU-rRNA, 5.8S rRNA, LSU-rRNA)
Cellular component (GO): 90S preribosome; nucleus
Molecular function (GO): GTP binding; U3 snoRNA binding; GTPase activity
Source: RefSeq, a predicted model, not a curated record